GCCGUCGGGUCCGCGGCGGCCGCUCCUCCCGCUGCAGGCGUCGCGACCCGGCCAGCGAGUCGCCCGCCGCACCUGCCGCCCGCAGCGCCUGCAGCCCGCGCCCGAGGAAAGAUUGGAUUAAUGGCUGAUUUCAAAUCCUAAACCUCCAUGCUGAGCAACUUUUGUGGCUUGUCAAGAAGAGGCUAAGGAUGUCCUCGGCACGCUGUGUAGCACAGACUAAAGAAAUUUAUGACCAUCUCCUGGAAGUCCCAGUCUCUCGGGACCAAUUAAACCACUAUCGGAAUGUGGCUGAAGACGCUCGAAGUGAACUGGCGGCAACUUUGGUCAAAUUUGAAUGUGCUCAGUCUGAGCUUCGAGACCUCCGCUCCAAGCUGCUGUCUAAAGAAGCCUUCUGUCAAGAGUUGAAAGCUGAAAUGGAGAAUUACAAAGAAAAUAAUGCUAGAAAAUCAUCUCUCCUCACCUCUCUGAGAGACAGAGUUCAGGAGCUGGAAGAAGAAUCAGCAGCACUUACCGCUUCUAAAAUUAGAACGGAAAUCACAGCUCACACUGCAAUCAAGGAGAACCAGGAGUUAAAGAAGAAAGUUGCAGAACUAGAUGAGAGCUUCCAAAAGUGUUUAAAGGAAAUUGAGGAGAAUAAGAAUCAAGUCUCAAAGAAUUGCAGGCAACAUGAAGAAUUUCUAGCUCAACUUGGUGACUGCUUAGAUCCAGACAAGAAGAAUGAAAAGGCAUCAUAUGAAGAUUUAAUUCUAAAGCUUAGAGAGCUGUGCGAAGAAAAUGCAUUCGUCAAAGGACAGAUUGUUACUCUUGAAGAGACUAUAAAUGUCCAUGAGAUGGAAGCAAAAGCUAGCAGAGAAACCAUCAUGAGGCUGGUUUCAGAAGUAAACAGAGCGCAGGAAAAAGCUGCCUCCUGCACUAAAGAGAAAGGCAAGCUGAACCAGGACUUGCUCAGUGCUGUAGAGACAAAGGAAGCUCUUGAAAUGGAAGUUAGGAUCCUCCAAGAGAGGCUGCUUGCUGGCCAGCAGGUCUGGGAUGCUUCGAAGCAGGAGCUGAACCUCUUGAAGAAAAGGUCUUGUGAGUUGGAGAAGAGUCUAGAGGCCAGCGUGGAUGCGGCUGCAGCCUCGCGAAGCCAGUACUUCUCAUUUAGGGAGAAAGUCGCAGCCCUGCUUAGAGGCAGCUGGGGCACGACUGGGCCAAAGGAGGAUGCCAUUGUGGAAAGGAUCCGAGAAAUGACCAGCCAAGAGGAAAGCAGGAAAAAGAUGGUCUCCCAGCUUGAAGCCCGAAUAUCUGAGCUUGUUGAACAGUUGGGAAAUGAGUCUGGGUUUCACCAGAAAGCUCUACAGAGAGCCCAGAAAGCAGAAAACAAGUUGGAGGUUCUUCAGGGUCAGCUGACACACCUGGAGGGAGAGCUGGUUUCUGGAGAUGUUUUGCGAGAUAACUUGAAUUUUGAGAAACAAAAAUAUCUUAAGUUUCUGGAUCAGCUCUCAGAGAAAAUGAAACUGGACCAGAUGGCUGCUGAACUUGGCUUUGACAUGCGUCUGGAUGUAGUUUUAGCUCGCACGGAGCAGCUGGUCCGUCUUGAGAGCAAUGCAGUCAUUGAAAACAAGACACUUGCCUACAAUUUACAGAGAAAGCUUAGGACUCAGAAAGAAAGACUGGAGAGCAAAGAACUGCAUAUGAGCCUCCUGCGGCAGAAAAUCGCCCAGCUGGAGGGGGAAAAGCAGGUGCGUUCGGCCCUAGCAGUGGAGAGAGAUGAAGCCAGUCUCACCCUAAGAAAGUUGCAGAAGAAGGUGGAGAGGCUUCAGAAGGAACUGAGUGUGUGUCGAGAAGCGAACACGGAGCUCAAAGCCAAGCUGGCUGACACCAGUGAGCUUAAGAUUAAAACUUUGGAACAGACCAAAGCCAUUGAAGAUCUAAAUAAAUCGAGAGACAAACUUGAGAAGAUGAAGGAGAAAGCUGAGAAAAAGCUAACGUCUGUCAAGUCAGAACUGGAUACCACAGAGCGCGAGGCUCAGGAGGAUAAAGAGAGAGCCAAGAACAUGAUAGAAGUGGUAACCAACGAAAUGAAGACACUAAAAAAAUCUCUGGAAGAAGUAGAAAGGAGAGAAAAGCAGCUGGUGGACUUCAGAGAGGUGAUUUCCAAGAUGCUGGGCUUGAACAUGACCAGUCUUGCACUUCCUGACUAUGAAAUCAUCAGAUGUCUUGAAAGACUGAUCCAUUCACAUCAGCAUUAUUUUGUCACCUGUGCCUGCCUCCAAGAUGUGCCGCCUAGAGGAGAGAGGCACACACAGAGCCACUUAAAACUUCUUCAUUAAAUACCAUCUCUCUUGGGGGAAGUGGA
Molecule: messenger RNA, 2338 nt
Organism: Canis lupus familiaris (dog)
Lineage: Eukaryota; Metazoa; Chordata; Mammalia; Carnivora; Canidae
Gene: CCDC170
Product: coiled-coil domain containing 170
Biological process (GO): microtubule cytoskeleton organization
Cellular component (GO): Golgi apparatus
Molecular function (GO): microtubule binding
Source: RefSeq, a predicted model, not a curated record